AUGUGCGUCAGUAUCUCAUUUUGUUUUCAUAAACACCGUACAACCACGUCUAACGUGCUAAGCUGUUGCACAUCGGCAGGCCGCGAACAGAGAAGCAUGUCAACGGAGGCGGCAAACAUCUCACGCGUCACAUUGAUUGAUGUGGCGAUGAAAAAGGAAUAUCUCAACGGCGGCGCCACUGUGGCUGAAGCUUCGCCGCUUGGAUAUCUCCGUCUGUUUGUUGUACGUCUCUGGCAGCUGCUUCACGUGCAUCAUAUCCCUUAA
Macrosiphum euphorbiae (potato aphid) is the source of this 264-nucleotide messenger RNA. Lineage: Eukaryota; Metazoa; Arthropoda; Insecta; Hemiptera; Aphididae. The record is from the annotation of a GenBank genome assembly.